Phaedon cochleariae (mustard beetle) is the source of this 336-nucleotide messenger RNA. The record is from the annotation of a GenBank genome assembly. Lineage: Eukaryota; Metazoa; Arthropoda; Insecta; Coleoptera; Chrysomelidae.
AUGAGGGAAAACGCCUGGAAAACCAUUUCAGCUAUCCUAGAGGAUACAACACCUGAAGAAUGUGAGCAUCGGUGGAAAAUUUUGCGCAAUAAAUAUACAGGCCUGCGAAGAGAGGAAAAAUGUAGGCCCUCUGGUUCCGGGGCCAGUGAAAUUACUUGGCCUUAUUAUAAAUCCAUGAGUUUUCUGGACCCCUAUCUACAGACCAGGAAGUCAUUUUCAAACUUAUCCGUGAAAAAGAAUCCUGAAGUCAGACAGUGGGAUUCACUGAAUACAAUCAUGGGGGAAGACCGAGAGGAAGACACACAGACAGAAAAUAUUCUACCAUCUAUUGAUUGA